This is a messenger RNA of Cuculus canorus (common cuckoo), 8237 nucleotides long. RefSeq names its product leucine zipper protein 1 (gene LUZP1). The record is from RefSeq and is a predicted model, not a curated record. The coding region runs from base 214 to 3576 and encodes 1120 amino acids. Lineage: Eukaryota; Metazoa; Chordata; Aves; Cuculiformes; Cuculidae. The transcript is spliced from 4 exons.
CACCGCCCGGCACCUCCUUCCCCUCCCCUCAUUGUCAGCGCCCGCAAACCCGCCCGAGCCUCGCACCCCCCCCAAACUCCGCAGCCCGAGGAGGGCACGAGGGUGAGUUUGCCUCUGUUCAAGGAAUCAGUAAUGUACCAGGAAUACACAAAGUGUUAACCGACCACACCAUUCACCAGCAAAGCUUUCACCUAAAAGGAAUAAGAAAUAAACAUGGCAGAAUUUACAGGUUACAAGGAAACCUCAAACCGGCACCUACGAUUCAAAUUGCAAAGUCUUAGUCGCCGCCUUGAUGAACUGGAGGAAGCAACCAAAAAUCUGCAGAAAGCAGAGGAUGAGUUGCUUGACCUCCAGGACAAAGUUAUCCAGGCAGAAGGCAGCAACUCCAGCAUGCUGGCUGACGUGGAAGCCCUUCGGAAAAGAGUGCUGAAGAUCGAAGGCAAAGAUGAAGAAAUUAGGAAGGCUGAAGAACUUUGCCGGUUAAUGAAAGAAAAACUUGAAGAGGAGGAGAGCCUCACCCGAGAGCUAAAGGCAGAAAUCGAACACCUUCAGAGGAGAAUGGCAGAGCUGGAGAAGCUGGAGGAGGCCUUUGGCAGGAGCAAGAAUGACUGCACACAGCUGUGUCUGAGCCUCAAUGAAGAAAAGAACUUGACCAAAAAAAUAUCUACAGAAUUAGAAAUUCUUAGAGUGAAAGUGAAAGAACUGGAAGCGUCUGAGGACAGGCUGGAUAAAACUGAGCAGAGCUUAACAGGGGAGUUAGAAAAAAUGAAAUCCUUAGCCCUGAGCUUUAUCACGGAAAGAAAGCAUUUUAACGAAAGAGAAAAGCAGAAUGAAAAAAUAAUCCAGGAGCUAACACAGAAACUAGAACAAAACAAUAAACUAAAUAGGGCAGAUCAAACUAGAAAUGCAUCCAACUUGCUGGAAAGGUCAUCAAAUAACCUCCUGGACAGAAAUGAUCUGAGAAUUGAAGAUGACUUGACUUCUGCAUUGCCCUCUAAGGAGACCAGGAGGAAGGGCAGUGUGGAUUACCUGAAACAGGUAGAAAAUGAAGCCAGGAAUAAAUCAGAAAACCAAAAGAACAAAAAUCAGGAAGACAAUAAAGUGAAAGAUCUCACCCAAGAAAUUGAAAAGCUUAAAACUCAGAUCAAGCGGUUUGAAUCUUUAGAAGAAGAACUUAAAAAAAUGAGGGCCAAAAACAGUGACCUGCAAGACAGUUACCUGAGUGAACAGAAUAAAAACAAACUCCUAACGGGUCAGCUAGAAGAAAUAAAAAUGCAAAUAAAGAAACAGAAAGAUCUGGAGAAUGGAGAGAUCGAAAAUGAAGAUAUAAGCUUUUCUAGCAGGGGAAAACAUGACAGACCUAAAUACCGGGGUGUCACAGCUGAUUUGACAGCUGCCAAGCACAAACCGAGGGAGCUCUCACCACAGCAGCGGCGGGAAAGAGUGAGGAACAGAGAUUUCUCUGUCAGUAACGACAGCUACAGCCACGGGAGUAGGCAGGCACCCAGUCCCAACCUAAUGAACAGAAAAGCAGGAAGAGCAUCUGGUGCAUCUGCCCUUUCAGACGCUGCAGUGACAGACACAAAAAGACUGGAAGAGAAAUCUUUGGUUUCCAGUUUUCAUUCUGGUCAGAAGGAAAGCUGUGUCGUGCAGAAUGAGGGGAAGAGAUCAAAAGAGCAGCCGUCUGUCCUCAGCCGAUAUCCUCCUGCUGCACAGGAGCAGAAAUCUUGGAAAUCGCCUUCCAAACCUGCUGGUGACACAGGUCUGAGGUCGAAGGCUGAAAAGCCAUCUCAGGUGCUCCGUGGCAACUGCCAAAACAGUGCUGAUGCACGGGAUGAGAAGUCAAGCAAAGGAGAAUCAGUGGCUUCUUUGGCUGAGAAGCUGAAAACCAGUCAGGCAGAGGUCAGUGACUGCUCAGGGGACACGGUGUUCAGCAAGGGCAAUCCCACUGCUCCCAAUGGCACAGCCUCGGCGUACAGGUACCACCUCACCUCCCAGGUGUCAGCAUCGGACUCCACUGCCUCUAAAGCAGAAGCAGCGAACACUUUUUCUGCAUCACACAGACAGACGGUGGAAGGGAGGACUAAAAGAUCAAUAGUCUCCCAGGAAAAAGAAUCUGCAGACAUAUCACUUGAAAGCGCAAAGCCUUCCACACUAACGAAGCGUUCCCAUCGCUCCAGGAGUCAGGAGGACAUUCUGCAGAUUCUCACCGGUCUUGAGAAAGAAGACACAGAGCAGUCUUCAACUUCAGCAGCAGAUCAUGUUAAUGUUGGCUUAAAAAUGGACUCCAAAAUUAUCCAGAGUAACCAGGAAAAACUUAAUUCAGAUGAAGAUUUGGGAAGAAGCAAAAGGACAACCCCUCAGUCAGAGUCUGAGCCAAGGAAGAAAGUCAGUUCCAAGCAGUUCUCCAAUUCCAGGGGAGUCUUUAGAGCAUCACUUUUUGAAAAUGACAAAAUUGCUGUAAAUGAUGAAGAUUCCGCCAAGUGUACAAAACCAUCAGAUGCCACCACUGGAGGAUUGAAAUCCAGAAGGUCAUUCAGCCCAAGAGAAGCUCUGAGAUCAAAAGCUGUCAUUAAACCUGCAAUUGUUGAAAAGGAUAUGAAGGCAGUCAUGGGAGGGACUAUUCCUGAGGCAGAGUCAGAAAAACAGAAGUCUGUUGUUAAAAUGGUAACAAAUAAAAUGACGAGCAGCAUCACCAUCUUCCCUUCUGAGCCGACAGCUCCGAGGACCGGUGUAGACACAGCAGCAAAGGAAAGACAUGUUGCCACCAGCGACAUCAGAGUUGUUCCAAAUGAGCCUUUACCAGUAACAAACAAUGUCCCCACACCCUUUGAGAUAUCGAUUAAUAAAAGUGCUCUGAAAUUAUCUGAGACUGACAGAAUUGGAGAGGCAGUGCCAAGAAGUAAAGCGGAAACAGUGGUCUCCAGAAGCAGCAUUAUGAUAAAGACGUCCGAACUCACGGAGAGGAACAGUGAGCCGCCUUCAGAGACAAUCAGCUGGAAGAACCAUGGCUCUUCAGAUGCAACUUCAUCUGAAACAAAACACGUCACUGUGAGAAGUUCCUGGAGAACGAGGCAAGGCGUACAUUCCCUGGAGAAUUCUCAAACCAAAGUGGAGAAAAGUGCAGCUUCCAGUGCUACAAAUGUAUGUAGGUCAUCAGUGGACCUCUCAGAAAUGGAAAGGAACAGUGCAAGGACAAACUCCCUGGAGCAGACCUCAUCCAGGACCAGUGCCACGGCUGAUUCCUGGAGCACCCCUGAGCUGGGAUCCCGAAGGACCAAAAGUAACUUAAGCGCAUCCGAACUGCUAACACGCAGGAGCUAUGCAAGUGAUCCUACAGCAGCUUCUGCUUGGCACCGGACCACACUACCUGAUGAAGGCAAAGAUUUUGUGCCUAGUUCCAGAAGGAAGCAGUAUGGCUCUUCAGAGUACCUCUCGCACGUGGACACGCCAGGGAAAAGGCCGUCUGCUAAAAUGGAGCUGCAGGACCCUGAAUCCAAGCCCCCAUCACCAGUGGGUCUCCAGGCAGAGGAGCAGGGUGCUUCCCGUGCUUGCCGGUCAACAUCUCGGAGAUGAGUUGUAUUCCCUUCCACUCAAUGAACACACUGCACAGCGGAGCAAGAGGCAGGACAGCACCGAGUUCACGGGUGUCAUCUCUCCAGAGGCUUCAGUGAGCCUGAAACCAGUGUUCUAACGCGAUUUGCAAGGUACAGGAGCUUUACCAGUCAAUUCUUUUUUUUCAUUGCUGAAGAGGCAGCUGCAAAGACUUUGCUCAGGGGACUCCCACUUCUCAUCUCUGUACCUGCAAUCUUAAUCUUCUCCAUAGGAUGACAGGUCUGUCUCCAUAUGGAAACCCUGACUGCAUAGCUUCUCUGAAGAAUGGUACUCCCUGGACAAGAGAGAACUUCUCGUUAAUCACUUGCAGUUAGACAAGAUUCCAGCAGUAUCCCCUUGAAUACAGCCCAUCACCCUACAACAGCUGUCCUCCACGGCUCCACAGCUGAAAACCUGCAGUUUCUAGAGAGAAUUAGCACUCUCCUAACACAGCCUUGUUGGCUUGGGUUGUGGUCACUUCAGUACCUGUGUCCCUAGCGCCCUUCGUGUCCAGGCAAGAGGGAACCAUUCCCCAGUGGUUGCUUUACACAGUAAGAGGGAAGGAGAGCAGAAAAUAUUGUUUAAAAGCAAUUACUGUCAGUCUCUGCAACAAGCUUUGCAUGACCUACUCAUCACCAGCUGAGCUCUUGCACCAAGAAGUCAUCCUCUGAGCCAAACUAACAGCAGUUCGUGCAGCAGUGACUUCCUCCUGACUUGGACUGGGGGUGCUUUUUUACCUGAAACUUUCUGUCCAUCACGCUCUACAGGCAACAACUCUGCUGCUUAAUCUCAGCAGCUGAGCUCUAAGGGAGAGGAAACAAGGGUGUUUCCUCACACACAAGCAGAAUGUCCUUGUUCUUUCCAAAACCAGGGUGGAGACAGCAGGAUUGGAACCUAAGCUGAGCUCCAGUGUGGCUAAGCUAGGCAGCCUCGGGCUGUGCCCCUCUUCAGGAACACCCCAUCUGCUGUGUCUGGGACCCAGAUGUGGUCAGGAACGGUUUGCCCCGCAGCACGAUGUUAUCCUGUCAGUGCCCACAGUGCCCACUGAGUGCAAAUGGCAUCGCUGUGGGGGAGACAGUGCUGCUGGAGCUCCAAGAGGUGCUCAGGUGUUAGAUCAGCAUCAGCCCUGAGCAGGGGGAUGGCAUCUGGCUCACCCCGUCAGAGCUCCUCCAGUCCUUCCUUUCCAUCCCUCCACCCGGCUGCAGGGCUGGCCCUUGGUUUUCUCAUCCUGUGCACAAACACCACUGACGCCCUAAGGGCUUUCUUCUGCCUCUUGGAGACAUGUCCCUCUCUGCCGAGGGACAGGGAUGAGGCUGAAGCAGGGAAAACGUUCCUGAUCUGCUCUGGGGGUGCUGCAGGAGUGGCUGCAACCCCGCAGCUCCCAGGGCUGAGUUGCACCCCACACCCAUCCCCACGUCUCCCCUUCAGAGGAGCACCAGUGCAGCAGCGCACGGGACUGUCUGUACGUGCGCACCUCUGUGCCGUGUUCCCUCCCUGUCCCUUGGAGUUAUACGCCUCAAUUCUGAGAGGCAAAGGAAUCGAAAACACAGAGCUGGGUGGAAAAUAUCUAUUAAAACAUUUCUAUGAAAAGAAAAAUAUUUUUGUUUUGUUAAUAAAGAUUGUUUGGAGGAAAGGAAAACUAUUUUUGAAAAAAAAAAAAAGUGUUUCCUUUUGCAAUUUUAAGAUGGUUUCCCAAAAUUAUAUUUUUAACCCUUCAUUUUAUUCUUUUGUAUUUCAUGACAUAUUUUUGUGUCAAGUUGCAUAACGACAAAAAAGAUGCUUUUAAAUUAGUACAAAGUGACAGCGCUAGUAAAAUUAAAUUAUAUUAAAAUAAAUCCCACUAACUGCUCUCUCUCACUCCUGACAUGUCAGUGCUGGUCGAGAAGGGGAUAAAUGUAUCAACAAAUAUAAAAGGAAAAAAAUUUUAAGGUCAAAAUCCAAACUAAAAGUGAAAGAAACUGAAAUUCUGAAGUUAAGUUCGGAUUUCUGAAGAGGCUCCUCCUGCCCCAUAUUUAUCAGGAAAUAUGGAAACUCGCACAGGUUUUGUAAUCUGAAACUACAAUGGAUUUUUUUUUUUUUAUUGAGCCUGUGAAGUUGCAAUAUCACCCUGAACAUCCUGCCCUGCGCAGAAUUAACGCUAUGGUGAGAUCACCACCACACAACAGCAGACAUUCCAGAUGGGCUGAACGGCAUCCGCUCCUCUUGCCGUGCGAUCCUGUGGGCUGUACGGCGAUGGUAACCGGAAUGACAGCCUGACGUGCUGCAUCCCAGCGGGGCUCUUAUGGGGCUGGUUUGCUCUGCCAGCCUCAGGAUGCUCCGUUUGGACUCAAUCUGUCCUUUAUUUUCAUGUUAAAGAAAACAUUUUCCUUCAGAACUAAGUCUGCUGCCUCGGGGCCGCUUCCAUCCAUCGCGUGGGAUACUGCAAAACCACCUCCAGGCCAGUGCUGCCCCGAAGCCUCCUGCAGGACCUGCUUGCUGAACCUGGGAGCUCACGCCUCGGCAUGUCCCUUCCUCUCCAGAAAACGAGUUCCCUCUGUGCUGCUAAGCAGCUCUUCAGCUGCGUAACACCCCCAGUGACUGUCACCGGGGCAGAACCGCUGCUGCUGACCCGCCUGGCACUGCAGUUCGGUUUCCCAGAAGCCGUGUGUUUAGGAGGGACCCUCCUCCCGUGUCACCGCCCAAGGCUGGCAGGGUGGCGUUAGAAACAGCCAGACAGCACAUCCACACUGCCGAGGAUGAGAUUUUGAGCAGCAACUGCACGGCUUUCCUCCCCGUGAGGAAUCCCUGCUGCUGCGGGACUGUAGUCCACGUCCUGCUGGACGCUUGGGUGCCCGUACCCAUCCACGAAACCUCUUUCUCAUGGUCUUGGCAUGGAUCCCUCUUAGCAUGGUGCUUCCAGAGCUCCAACUGCUCUCGGUCCUGGCUAUGAAAGCUCUGCAUCCCUGAGACGCGCCGUCCUGGGUUAGGUCAGGCUCCCCUGUACCUCCUCACAACACUGGUUUACCCACCGGCUUUUCAACCCCACAACUCUGUAUCUAAAGUGCAACAGAAAAGACCACCAGCAGCAACAGCUGUUGUUUUUUUUUCCCUUCUGUCAAUCAGAACCAGGCUUUUCCUUAGCCAUGGACACCAGAGGUCUUCACCCUGCUGCUUGGUGGGCUCAUGCUGCAGGAGCCCCAGCUACGGAGCCAGCAGUGCAGCUCUUCUGGCUCUGCUCUCCUCAGGUGAUGUCUCUCUGUUCUCCUGCUGCCUCAGACCCUUAUUCACUUAUUUUGCAGCACACACCAUGAACUCCUGCUCAACUCAGCCUCACUGCUUGUAAAUAAUGGACACAAAUGUCACUCAGUAACUGCACACUGGGGUUUUAUCACAACUGAGAUUAAAUCCAAGAAAGAAAACCCUCCUCAGAAACGGAAAGGGGCCAAGCUCUCUAAUCGCAAGUGCAAUAGGAGUUGAUUGUAUUACUGAACUUCUAGCAAUGACUUCAGGAAACACAAUGUGUUUUACUCAAAUUGCACACUUUUUUUGAACAGCUGUAAGAUAGAGGAUAUGUGUAAAUAUUGCUAUAACUGGAGAAGUAUUUGUAAUUUAGCAUAUAACUUUAGCAGGCUUGUCAGUGGGCUUGGUGAUGGCACAAGGCUGCACAUCAAGCCCUCGGGUAAUUCCAAAGUUGUAAAUGUAUUUGCUGUACAGAGGAAAUGCGUCAGUGCUCACAUCUCCCAAGGAAGCGGAGCCAAGGUCCCUUUUGGAGCGCCAGCAGCUUUCCCGAGAACGGUUGGCAUCAGCAGUGUCACAGAGGGGUUCCUUCGUGUCCAGGAACACCACAGCAGUGUAACACCUCUCAGCUGCUCGGGGAGCACAUGGAGUCGUGGCUGCACAGAGCAAACACCGCGUGUUGUCAAACUGCAGCGCCUCCAGGAAAGGAAAAGGAUGUGAAGGCACACUCGGUGCUUCGAGAGACACUUGAUAUCAGCAAUUCCCUAGCUACAGGUCAAAGCAAUAGUCACAUUGGUGUCAUCUCUAACAUAGUAGACCUCAUCUUUGCCACUUGCACAUCACUGGAGUGGUCCCAGCACUGUUCCGGGGCCAGGUCUGUAUGUGAGGAAACCUGAAGCCAUUGUUCGCAGCUGCCUCUGACAGUCAGCAACCCAAGGACCCAGAGGAUCACCUUCCUAGGCUGCUCAGCAUGCGGGGCGGGCUUCUGCCUUGGGGAAGCAGCACUCCAGGCUGCAUGGAAUGUAUUUUUAAGAGAAUAAAUCUAUUUUUUUGUAUUUGCAGACACGUAUUUGGGCUGGUGCAGCAUAGUUGUAAGACAAAUAAUGCAAGAAAACUUUUCAUAAUCACAAACUCAUACAAGUUAAGCAAAUUUUCCAGGGUUAUGGAAACAAAUGUUGUGUCCACUAGAGCUAUCAGUCAGCACUGUUCCACACUUCCUGUCUUGGCACACUCGGCAGAGGGAAGCCAGCCCUUCCCUCCUCAGGCUGCCCGUGCAGGAGAUCCAGAUGGUGCUCACCUCCUUCCAAUUACACAGUGCUUUUAGUCUGCAUGCCAAAUGUAAACACACACUUUAAUCUGCAUGUCUCUCCUGACUUAAAUGCUGUCAGCUCUACAGUAUAUAACCAAUAAAAACUCUUCUCUUUUUC